This is a messenger RNA of Cryptococcus amylolentus CBS 6039, 966 nucleotides long. RefSeq names its product DNA repair protein. NCBI's taxonomy places the organism in Eukaryota, Fungi, Basidiomycota, Tremellomycetes, Tremellales, Cryptococcaceae. Gene Ontology annotation, molecular function: damaged DNA binding. The record is from RefSeq and is a predicted model, not a curated record. The transcript has 4 exons. The coding region runs from base 1 to 966 and encodes 321 amino acids. Gene Ontology annotation, cellular component: nucleotide-excision repair factor 1 complex. Gene Ontology annotation, biological process: nucleotide-excision repair, DNA damage recognition; UV-damage excision repair; nucleotide-excision repair involved in interstrand cross-link repair.
AUGUCCGACCUCACCCCCGCCCAAUCCCGCCUCGCCGCCCUAAACAGGCUCAAAGCCAAACAAAAACUCGCCUCUGCCCCCUCCCCCGCGUCCGCCCCCGGGCAAGGGGUGCAGUAUGUCAACAAGCGCCAACCGGCCAAUGUACCGACAUCGGCGAGAAACAUGGUCGAGCAUCAAGCCCAAGCUGGGGAUAACCAUGGGGAGAAGGGGAAUGGAAAGGGGGAAGAGAUGCCGAUGAGGAGGGAUCCAGGAUUGGGCAAAUACUUUGAAUACGAUCUAUCAAAGAUGAAGAAUUCCCGAGGCGGAUUCUUGACGGAAGAAGACGUCACCGGCGACCGUAUCAAAUCCCUCAAAGAGCUCGCCGCCGAAAAAGAACGUGAACUACGCCAAAUCCGCGAGGGCGAAGAGCCCGCUAUUGUACCAGGGAGGUCACCAACGUGCGCGGAUUGCGGGUCUUUGGAGAUUGAUCAUGUUUUCGAAAAGACGUUUGGGGUGAGGGUGUGUCGGAAGUGUCAGAAGGAGAAGCCGGAAAAGUAUUCGCUUUUGACAAAGACAGAGUGUAAAGAGGACUACCUCCUAACAGACCCCGAGCUCCGAGACGAAGACCUCAUCCCCCACCUCCUCCGCCCCAAUCCCUACGCCUCAAAUUACAGCAACAUGAUGCUCUUCAUGCGCGCCCAAGUCGAAAAGGUCGCAUACGAAAAAUGGGGUGGGGAUGAGGGGCUGGAUGAAGAGUGGGAGAGGAGGGAAGAGUUUAAGAAGCGGAAGAGGGAGGAAAAGUUUGAAGCUGGUCUGAGAGAUCUACGGAAACGUACACGAAAUAAUCUCUACCAACGCAAACAAGACGCGCAGCACGUACACGAAUACGAAGACGUCGAACAGGUCUAUGACGAGGAAGAAGGCUCGACAAAGGUUGUUCAGAGGUGUUUCGGGUGCGGCGCGGAGCAGGAGAUGGAGGUGCUGUGA